Camelina sativa (false flax) is the source of this 1893-nucleotide messenger RNA. RefSeq names its product pectinesterase-like. The record is from RefSeq and is a predicted model, not a curated record. Gene Ontology annotation, biological process: cell wall modification. NCBI's taxonomy places the organism in Eukaryota, Viridiplantae, Streptophyta, Magnoliopsida, Brassicales, Brassicaceae. Gene Ontology annotation, molecular function: pectinesterase activity; enzyme inhibitor activity.
CCCUGAUUAGUAAUUAGAGCUCGUUACAAAGAAAUGGCUCAAAAGUGUAUCCUCUCCACGGCCAUCUCUUUAUUUCUUUUCUCUACUCUUUCUCAUUGUCAAACUCUAAUUCACUCAGACGCUGUUUGUGACACCACACCUCACCCAUCCGUCUGUAAAUCCGUUUUACCCGUCGGAUCACCCCAUUCGCUUACCGAGUUUGCCAGCAUUGCCAUUCUAAAGUCUCUAGAAACUUCUAAAGACCUUCUUGCCUCCUUCGACCAACAUCAUCCCACCUCAGGUCCCCUUCAAGAUUGCCAACUACUCGCUGGCCUGACCGUUGACCAGCUCACACGUGUGAAUGCCAUCAAGAAGGUCGUUCUCCGAAACUCCGAGAUCAACGAUUUGCUCACGCUUCUUAGCGCUGCUCUUACAAACUACGACACAUGCCUAGACUCGGUUCAUGAGGUCGCCAGAGAAUCAUCAGAGAGUGUAGUUAACGGCCACGACGACAUCAUCCUGGCGGUUUCUGAGGGUAUACAGCUUAUUAGCGUCUCUCUUGCAUUGUCCAAGGAGGCUUGGCCGAUAUCAUCUGAUGCUCCGACGACAAAGCCACUGCCUAGGAUUCUGACGGAGGGGAAAAAUUCGUCGCCACCGGAAGUUUCGUAUAUGAAAGCGACGGAACGUGAGAGAAUGAUCUACGAGAGAGUGAUGUUUGUUGGACGAAAGCUUCUUCAGUCUUCUCCCGGAGGCAAUGGUGGCCUGAAGGUAGCAAAGACGGUCGUCGUUAACCCAAACGGCGUCAACGGUGAUACCUUUAAAACCAUAAAUGACGCCGUCGCUGCUGCGCCAACGAAAGCAGAAUCCGGCAACGGAUACUUCGUGAUUUACGUUGUCGCCGGGGUUUACGAAGAGUACGUCACAGUCCCUAGCAACAAAUCAUACGUGAUGAUCGUUGGUGACGGCAUUGACAAAACAAUCAUCACCGGAAAUAGAAACGUCGUCGACGGUUCCACCACUUUUGCUUCUGCUACACUAGCUGUUAUCGGAGAAGGCUUCAUCGCGGCAAACAUAACCGUGAGAAACACGGCUGGCCCUAACAAACACCAAGCUGUUGCUGUCCGCAACAGUGCAGACAUGUCAGCAUUUUACAAAUGUAGCUUCGAAGGUUAUCAAGACACGCUUUACGUUCAUUCACUUAGACAGUUUUACAGAGAAUGCGACAUAUAUGGAACGGUAGAUUUCAUAUUUGGAAACGCAGCUACGGUUCUCCAGAACUGCAACAUCAUUCCAAGGUUACCAGUUCAAGGACAGUUCAAUGCCAUAACGGCUCAAGGCAGGAGCGAUCCAAACCAGAACACCGGGAUUUCGAUACAAAAUUGUAGAAUUACACCUAGUGCUGAAUUGGUUACAAGUAACUUCUCGGUUAAGACGUACUUAGGCCGGCCAUGGAAAGAGUACUCAAGGACAGUUUAUUUGCAAAAUUUCAUGGAUGGGUUUAUCGAUGGUAAAGGAUGGAAUGAAUGGAUGGGUGAUUUCGCUUUGAGUACAUUGUAUUAUGCGGAGUUCAAAAAUACCGGACCAGGUUCAGAAACAGCUAACCGGGUUAACUGGCCCGGUUAUCAUGUGAUCACUGAAACCGAAGCUGUUUGGUUCACCGUGUCGAAAUUUAUAGUCGGAGAUAGCUGGCUGCCGAACAUGGGAGUUCCAUAUGCCGGUGGCUUGAUGUGAUCUCCAUAAACAUAUAAUAAAUAACUUAUAUGAAACUUUGUGUAUGUUUAUGAAUUAUCUAUAUGAAUGUAUUCAUGAUCAAAAUUAGAAAGAUAAAUCUAAUAUUUAAAUGGUACUUAUUGCAUAAAAUAAAGGGUGUACAAUUCUUUCAGAUUGACUACGUUAAGUCAUACUACUUGUCAA